This is a messenger RNA of Trichoderma gamsii, 1167 nucleotides long. RefSeq lists its product as hypothetical. The record is from RefSeq and is a predicted model, not a curated record. NCBI's taxonomy places the organism in Eukaryota, Fungi, Ascomycota, Sordariomycetes, Hypocreales, Hypocreaceae. The transcript has 2 exons. Bases 1 to 1167 code for a protein of 388 amino acids.
AUGCAUGCCAUUGCGGUUCUUGGAGCUGCCGCGGCCGCUCUCUGCAGCCCAGCCGCGGCCAUGCCUACCGCUGCUCCGUAUCCCGAAUUGGAGGCCCUCGAGGCUCUACACCGUCGCGCCCAUCUCCAGCCUCGAGCCGAUCCAACCGCUGCUUGGGUCACCGUCGGCGACGAGGGCACGCCCGUCAAGACCAUCACGCCAAAAGCCACCACCAUCAGCGGAACGCCCACGCUUGUCGACGUUGCGCCUCACGAUAUCACAGCCUCGGUGUACACCUUUACGAGCUGGGGCGUCAUCACAACCAGCACUGGCCAGCCGCCUAACCCGACCGCCACAUCCAAGAACAAUGACGGAGUCUUUUCGCGGUGCUACAACAAGGACGGCAAGGACGCUCCCUUCUGCACACCGUAUACGAACAGCUCGCUUCUCACGGGGAGCACCUAUUACAUUACUUGGGAUCCCGACUACUACAACAAGACCAACUUCAAGACCAACACGACUUAUGAAAUCACUGUUCGCCUGGACUAUCUCAACAGGACAAGCAAUGAGUGGGUUAAGCUUGAAACCUUCGACGACAACAAGGUGCCAGCCUCUUGGGGCUUCUGGCCUCUUAAAGUCAAAAAGGAUUAUCUCAUGGGCGAGAAGACCAACAACAUCACCAUCACCCUUCUGAGCGCUCCCAAGGGCAGCAACGACAAGAACAGCUCCAUUGCCCUCCCAGUGCUUUUCCAGAAGCCCGCCUUACCCCAGAACUCAAAGACCGAGCUCCCCACGGGUCAUACGCUCUCCAUCGCGCUGCCUCUCGCUUUCGGCUGCUUCGUCUUCAUCGUCGUCGGCCUCUUCAUGUGGAACCGCAAGAGCCGCCGCAUCCAGCUCGGCAACAUCAUGAGCCGCUCUCGUCAUGGCUACAACGGCCGCAAGGCUCGCCGAAACAUCUUUCACUCGAGGAAGGAUAGCGUUCCGCUGCACAACGCGGAUGACCACUUGAGAGACGGAGAUUAUCACGAUGCGCCCAUCGCUGGUCGACGCGAUAGUGAGGCUCUGGGUAGCUUGGCUGGCACUCCUAUCAACGAGACGUUUGAGCAGCAGGGCACCACUGGCGGUAAUAAGAAUACUUUCCGGGACGAGAUGGCUCGACAGAACCAGGAGAGACGUGGAGGAUUUUGA